Vitis riparia (riverbank grape) is the source of this 1982-nucleotide messenger RNA. RefSeq names its product GRAS family protein RAM1-like. Gene Ontology annotation, biological process: regulation of DNA-templated transcription. Gene Ontology annotation, cellular component: nucleus. Gene Ontology annotation, molecular function: sequence-specific DNA binding; DNA-binding transcription factor activity. The record is from RefSeq and is a predicted model, not a curated record. Lineage: Eukaryota; Viridiplantae; Streptophyta; Magnoliopsida; Vitales; Vitaceae. The transcript has a single exon. Bases 7 to 1599 code for a protein of 530 amino acids.
GAGUCAAUGGGUGUCCUUCAUUGCAUGUACUUUGAUACAACUGAAAAUCAGAUGGCUCAUGACCUCUAUCUGCCAACUGAGUUCCACAAUGGUGAGAGGAGAAAUGAGGCGAGUGCUCUUAGUCUCAGUCUAUCGGCCAUGGCUGGCUGUCCCUUCCCUUACCUUGCCACAUUGAUGGACAUUUCUUCCACCUGGUUCAUUCCCUUCUCAGAUGCAACUAGAAACCAUAAGAGGCUAAAGCGGGGACUAGGCACUGAUCAAUCCAUCAGGAGUAAUAGCUAUAGCAGUCUUUAUGAUGAUGGUUGCAAUGGGAGAACAAAUAGCUUGAAUAGCCUGCUGGGACUCCAGUAUCAGGAUCAUAUAUGGGGCAAUGCUCAGAGGUACCUUGCAGUUGAGGCAAUAGAAGUAGAUGCUGCAGCCAUGUUGGGGGGUGGGGUGGACGCAGUCCUGAAAGAAGGGAGCGAUGAUGGGAUGAAACUAGUCCAUCAGCUCAUCACCUGUGCCAAGGUUGUGGCCUUCCGAGACAAAUCACAUGCCUCUGCAUUACUAUCUGAGCUUCGGGCUAAUGCCCUUGUCUUUGGAACAUCAUUUCAGCGAGUUGCUUCCUGCUUUGUCCAAGGACUCUCAGACCGUCUCUCUCUGAUUCAGUCACUUGGGGCAGUUGGAGUUGGGGGCUGCACAGUAAAAACAAUGGAUGUUACCCCAGAAAAGGAAGAGGCCUUCCGCCUUUUCUUUGAGAUUUGUCCGCAAAUUCAAUUCGGUCACUUGGCAGCCAAUGCAUCAAUAUUGGAAGCCUUUGAGGGAGAGAGUUCAGUCCAUGUUGUGGAUUUGGGCAUGAACCUAGGUUCACCCCAGGGCCAGCAAUGGCGCAGCCUAAUGCACAGCCUAGCCAACCGGGCAGGCAAGCCACCUAGCAGCCUCCAAAUAACUGGUGUUGGAACCGCUGCUGAAUGCCUCAAAGACAUCAUUGAUGAGCUAGAGGUCUAUGCAGAAAGCUUGGGAAUGAACUUCCAAUUCUCAAUGGUGGAAAGCAACUUAGAGAACCUUCAACCUGAAGAUAUCAAUCUCCUUGAAGGGGAGGCUGUUGUUGUCAAUAGCAUCCUUCAGUUGCAUUGUGUAGUGAAAGAAAGCCGAGGGGCCUUAAAUUCGGUUCUACAGAAAAUACGCGAGCUAUCACCAAAGGCUGUGGUUCUAGUUGAGCAGGACGCAAGCCACAAUGGGCCCUUCUUUCUGGGGAGGUUCAUGGAGGCAUUGCAUUAUUAUUCAGCUAUCUUUGAUUCACUAGAUGCAAUGCUGCCUAAGUAUGACACGAGGAGAGCCAAGAUGGAGCAGUUCUAUUUUGCAGAGGAGAUUAAGAACAUAAUAAGCUGUGAGGGGUCAGCUAGAGUGGAAAGGCACCAAAGGCUUGACCAGUGGCGCAGAAGGAUGAGCCGUGCCGGGUUUCAAUCAUCGCCUAUGAAGAUGAUAACAGAGGCCAAGCAGUGGCUAGAGAAGGUUAAGCUUUGUGACGGUUACACCAUUGUGGACGAGAAGGGGUGCUUGGUUCUUGGAUGGAAGUCUAAGCCCAUCAUUGCAGCUUCUUGCUGGAAAUGCUCCUAAAUCAGAUCACGAGCUUGCCCAAAUAAAGCUGAUCAUCAGACCAUUGCAGCUUCACUGUCACAAAAACUAGUGUGAUCCAUGGAGAAUAAGAAGACCGAAGUGUCUAUAAGGUCAGACUUCUGAAAUAAAGAGAAAAGAGUAUGGUGGGCAUGUUGAGCUCAAGGAUCCUUGUUUCAAUAAUUCUCAAGAACAUGUAGUGAAGCAAUCAGUGCUAUUGUAAAAAUUGCUAACAUAUAAAUCUAAGCUUUUGAGCUAAAUAAUAGUUACAAGCUUCAAUCUCAUCCAAUUGCUUGUUUGGUGCUGCUGAUGAUAGAUUUGCUAGGCAUGUAGGUCCUUGAAAAGACAAAGAACCAGGGAUGAGUGUAGUCUCAGAUAAAUGUUGU